This is a messenger RNA of Trichomonas vaginalis G3, 663 nucleotides long. Its product is annotated as galactose-binding domain-like family. NCBI's taxonomy places the organism in Eukaryota, Parabasalia, Trichomonadida, Trichomonadidae. The transcript has a single exon. The record is from RefSeq and is a predicted model, not a curated record. Bases 1 to 663 code for a protein of 220 amino acids.
AUGAUUUUUUCCAUAUUUGUUCGUAAUUCAUUUAGUAAUGAGAUCAAUGGUAUCUUUAGCAAAGUAUAUAACAAGAAAACAAUUGUUUAUGAUGUUUCGGGCUCAUCAAGACAGAAUAUUAAUGGGACUAUGCAAUUAACAAAGCCAGAAUACGCGAUUUAUCCUUGGAAUAAGGAUUAUGACUGGUGUUCAAAUUGUGGACAUUCCUAUAGUGAACAUCCAUAUAUUUCUUUUUCAAUCAAAGAUCAGAAUUUUAAAUUCAACAGUUAUUUCAUACGUGCAGGGUGCUGCUACGGACGUUGCUGCUGCGAAGAAGAUUAUUCCAGAUACUGUGUUAACUGCUGUCUGUACUCCUGGUCCCUCCAGAUAUCAGACGAUAACAAAACAUGGAAAGAAGUUCACAGAAUCGAAAAAGACAGAAACAUGCGCCGAUGCAAUGAAAAGACGUACAACUUAGAUGGUACCUAUGAAGCUAAAUAUGUCAGAAUCAUCCAGAAUGAGCCAUGCCCAGGAGAUCCGCCUUGUUUGGCUAUAAACAGAUUUGACUUGAUCGGCGAUUUGACAGAAUUUAACCAAAACAAGGAAAAUGAAGAUUUCGUUUCGUACCACGAUGAUGAUGACGAUGUAAGUAUAAUCGGACAUAUAUCGAAGAAUAAAAUUUAA